Messenger RNA from Amphibalanus amphitrite, 3471 nucleotides. RefSeq names its product transmembrane protein 104-like. The transcript has 14 exons. Lineage: Eukaryota; Metazoa; Arthropoda; Thecostraca; Balanomorpha; Balanidae. The record is from RefSeq and is a predicted model, not a curated record. Bases 156 to 1766 code for a protein of 536 amino acids.
CUCUGCACUCAUUACCUUAUGAUUCAAAGCUCUGAUUGCAUGAGAGUGUAAACUACUUAAUGAAAGGCAGCAGUGCUACUGGCAAAGCUUGAUGUGUAGUCAAUUAAUAAUAUUUCACUCAAGCAGCUGACAAAAGAGGCAAAAGAUAAUCAGUCAUGCCUGCACCUGUGGUGGAUGAUGAAAAUGGCUAUUCUCCUUUGAUGGGCUUGGUGUAUGUGUUCAAUCUGAUAGUGGGCACUGGUGCCCUGACUCUGCCUGCUGCCUUCCUGGAGGCUGGAUGGGCACUCAGCCUCUGCCUGAUCAUCAUGCUGUCCUUCAUGAGCUACCUGACGGUGACGUUUGUGAUUGAGGCGAUGGCAGCGGCCAACGCCAUCAUACACUGGCGCCGACAGCGGCAGCUGAAGCGGCAACUGGACUGCGUGUCGACGGAGGAUGGCCCGUCGGACGCCCAGUUCGGCGUGGUCACGGUACCGGCGCGCAACCCCGCGCUCGCUCAGAGAGCAGAGACGCCGGACGGCAGCCUGGGUGGCUCGGCUCGGGGCUCGACUGACGGCGUCGCCGACUCGGACUCUCUGGCUGUCUCCGAGGAGGAGAUGCGUCUUCUCGAGCCUGAUCCCGUCUCGCUGAACGAAUACUACAAUAUCACCGAGACCGUCGAGAUGGGCAAAAUGGCCUCCUUUUUCUUCUCCAGAUUCGGCGUCAACGUGUUCUACGUGAUGAUUGCGAUGUACCUGUACGGCGAUCUGGCCAUCUACGCUGCCGCCGUGGCCAAGUCGCUGCGAGAUGUCGGAUGUACCUACGUGCCGGCUAACCACACGUGUAACGCCACCAUUCCACUGUCGGACCCGUGCUGGUCUGGUCUGGAGCUGACCAGAUGGGACGCCUACCGCAUCUUCCUGAGCAUAUUUGUGGCGACCCUGGGGUCGUUCGUGUUCUUCAACGUGCAGAAGACCAAGUAUCUUCAGGUGCUUACCACGCUGAUGCGAUGGGGAGCGUUUGGUUUGAUGGUGGUGCUGGCUCUGCGCCGUCUGGUGGCCGCCGGCCGGCCGCUGGGCCACCCUCCCGCGUUCCGCCCCGCCGGCCUGCCCACCCUGUUCGGCGUGUGCGUCUACUCGUUCAUGUGCCACCACUCGCUACCCUCGCUCAUAACGCCCAUCUCCAACAAGAGUCGUAUCACAGCGCUUCUGGCGGCUGACUACGUGCUGAUCCUGGCGUUCUACCUGCUGCUGGCCUUCACUGGCAUCUUCGCCUUCCCGUCGCUGUACGACUUGUACACCCUGAACUUUGUCCCCUGCGACGAGGGUCAGAGCAUCGGCUGGUUCGAGCAACUGCUGGACUACUUCCUGUCCAUGUUUCCGGUGUUCACGCUGUCGACCAACUUCCCCAUCAUUGCCAUCACGCUGCGUAACAACCUGCAGACACUGUGUCUGACCGAGGGCCGGCGGCACGGCGUGUUUGUGCGCCGCUUGCUGUUCCCUCUGCUGGCCCUGCUGCCGCCCGCCGUCGUGGCGCUCGUGUUCCAGGACCUGCAGAUGCUGGUCGGUAUCACGGGCAGCUACGCCGGCUCCGGCAUCCAGUACGUGGUGCCAGCCCUGCUGGCGUUCUACUCGCGACGCACCACGCUCACCCUGAUCGGAAUGGGCGUGCGCAACAAGCACAGCAGCUGGUUCCAGCACACGGGCUGGGUGGUGUUCGUGCUGCUCUGGGCCGCCGUCUGCGUCAUCUUUGUCACCGUCAACCACCUCGAGGACUGGUUCGGGUUCUAGACCCGCCGCCGCCGCCGUCCGGAGGGUAUAGUUGAGGAAUCGGGCCGGCCGGCUCAACCCCGAGGAGCUUUCAGUAAACAUGGUGACAAUGUAUGGGGUCCUGGUUGUAUUCUGCCGGAUUUAGGUCGUAUCACAGGAUGCAGUGUUUUCGCGGAUUGGGCAUGCCGGGGUGAAUGUCCACACCAAUACUCAAAUUACAAGGGUUUAGGAGUUCUAAAAUGAUGCCAAGGUUGGGUAAUGUUUGUCCUUUGGUGGGGACUGUAGUCCAGUGCCACUGGCAACCCCUGGGGAAUUCGAGCUCCUAUUUAUAUUGGUGUUCCGGUAACGUAUCUGUAGAGCGAGGCUGUUCGAGGUUAGUCACAUUCCUCCUGAAUACGCACGUCAUGUUAACGUUCUUAGAUGCCACCUGCGUCUGUUUUAAUAUGGCGUUAUUAAGAACCGACCAUAAGCGCUUUUCAAGCAUAAAAGCAAUGUACUGUUAUACUCGUAUACCUAAAUGAGGCUUGCAUGGGCCUCGCGUCUCAUGCGCUUUAUUCCAUCUCUUGUGAGUUAAUCAAACAUUCGUUUAUGCUUCCACGUAUAGAUGAAACUAGAAUCUGUACACGAGCGUUGCAUGACGUUAUUGAGUUUAGUAUGUGAACCAAUUUGUCUGUGAUGUCAACUGAUUUGUCACAUAUUUUAUGAGAUUACCCUAUGAGUGACGCGCUAUGAAGCUACUUGCCACAAUCGUUGAAUACCAGCUGUUAUACGAGCUAAAGGCGUGGCGUACUAUUAAUGUCACAGCCGCAAUCUCAACUUUGUUCGUCGUACGGCAUAGGACGUGCCAAGUCACACUAGUUACAAGGCUCUUAGCGUUGAAUCGCCGUGCCCUGUCGUGGAACCCCUGGAUGCCCGCUCCCCAGUGCUUCGCGACAGGACCGAGCUAGCUGGGCCCUGUUUUAGCGCAUGAUGCUACCUGACGCUACCGGGUAUUGACGCUCAGUUUUCUUGGGAAGGUACGCGGAAUCACAUAGUUUUCCUACGUUUCCAUGGAAACCGAGCGUCAAUGCCUGGCAUAUAGCGUCAAUUAGUAGCUUCAUGCCGGCUGAUUCAGGGCCCAGGACCACUUGGUGGUACGCGGUGCGUUGGGAGAUGGCCACUAGUCAUUCAUGCGUGACACGGAGGGUUAGAUGCCGCGGCCUUCGCUGCACAGUGCACAAUUAUCGGUUUGCCCCUGAACUACGGACGAUAUUACAUUAGGUCGGAAGGCAUUUGACCAAACUAGACGAACAUGGGCUUAAUGUGGUAGUGGAUGUGGGGAUGUUCUGUACACACAGAGUCGGGCAUAGCUCAUGACAUUGCCACCUACUUCGGACUGAGUUAUAACGUUCCUGGGUGUCGGACAUGAGGUUUGUGUGAGUGGGUUGGUGGGCUCUGACGCCAGACAGGCCGCACAGUGCCGCCCGGUUGUCUCUGUAUGUCGUGUUUUGGGCAGUGUGAACGCACAUUGGUGACAUUGCUGAGGGGAACUUAUCCUAUAUCCUGUGAAGGGAGGCGAAGGAAAGGAGACCAACGGCCCUGUCUGAUGUUGGAUGUCCUUGCGUCACCGCCGCCGCCACUAACCAGCUCGUCGAUACGCAGUGUUGUGUUGCCUCACAGGUUUUGUGCUGUUCUGCGAUGGUUGAAGCGCCUGGUGACGUAAGAAAUAUAUUGUACAUGGAUCUGA